CACUGCACCUGCACACAAGUCGCAAGCAUUGCACGCACGAAGCCUUCGACCAACGAUGUCGUCGUCAGCGGACCUCCCGUGGCCUGCGCGCGGCGGCGGUGUCUUCGACUUCGGGCAGGGCAGCACGCUGGUGCUCGUGUCGUACCCGGUGCUCCUGCUCCUCGUCCUUCUCUCCGCGUUCGUCAAGUACGUGUGGAUCGCGCUCGCGCUCUACUGCGCGAUCCUGUUCGUGCUCUCCUGCACCGGCCGCUUGCUCGCCGGGCCGGUGGUGUUCGUGCACGACGAGGCCAGGGCGGCCGUCGAGCGGGGCGGCCUAUCGCAGGCGUCCAUUGCGGCUAUCCCGGCGUUCGUGUACGCUGCCGCUGCCGGCGACGGCGAGGCCCAGUGCGCGGUGUGCCUGGAGGCUCUGUCCGGCGGGGAGAAGGCGCGGCGGCUGCCGGUGUGCGCGCACACGUUCCACGUCGGGUGCAUCGACAUGUGGUUCCACUCGCAUGCGACGUGCCCGGUCUGCCGCUGCCAUGUCGAGCCGCCCAAGGUCGGCAAGAUGGCGCCGUUGCCGCCAGAGCCGCCUCUCCCGCCGGUGUAGUUGUCGCUGACUGUGCCAGGACAUAAGAUUGUACACAUUUAAAUUUGAGAUCCCUCACUGCCUCAGUAUUGUCUUAUUGUACUCUGCUGACGAUCGAAUACCGUAUACUCUUUACAUGCUUAAUGUGUUACUACCGCCGUCCUGUUUUAUUAGUCCUUUUCAAAAAUUAGUCC
Triticum dicoccoides is the source of this 759-nucleotide messenger RNA. RefSeq names its product RING-H2 finger protein ATL39-like. NCBI's taxonomy places the organism in Eukaryota, Viridiplantae, Streptophyta, Magnoliopsida, Poales, Poaceae. Bases 56 to 586 code for a protein of 176 amino acids. The transcript has a single exon. The record is from RefSeq and is a predicted model, not a curated record.